CUCCUGGAUCCCCUCGCAGCGCGCCUGCGCGAAAGAUUUGAAGAGACUCCGCCAUAUUGAAUCCUGGUAGAAAUCGGCGAGUGUUUUCUCUCAUGUAUAGCGGCGUCCAGAGGGCCACUUAGUCCAUGGUCCCGACUCCUUUCAACGCUUCAAUCAUCGCCCAUUCGUGGUUCCGUGCGUGUCUCUGGUGUCGGGGGAUCGGCGGGGGUCCGCUGGCUAGCUAGUAGCGGGGACAGAAGUUGAAUGGAUCCGAGGGUCGCUUGGAUUCAGCCCGAGCAGAAAGGACCUGCUAACGCCUUAUGGAUGCAGGUCUGGGAGACCUCUCAGGGACUCCGGACUCUCUCCGCCCAGCACAACCACAACCAGUGCGUCAGUUACGUUCUGAAAAAUGCGAGCCUGACGGGCAGCCAUCACGGCGGCAUCAUGAACGUCGCCGUGUCCGCCGCCUCCUCCUCCUCCUCCUCGCCGGGGAUGACGCUGUCCAACGGGAGCGCGCACACCUGCGACACAGGUGAGGCCAAGGGAGUACCUCCUCCCAAAUGUGCUUCCCAGGACACCGGGGCGGACAAUAGCCGCUCACUGGGAUAUGCACCCGGCAAUAAGAACGGCGGCGGCGGCAGCUUGCUGUUCGGCUUGGGGGAGAAGGUGGACAACACCCGCUAUCAGCACCUCCAUCACAACCUGCAGGACAUGCAGCGCAUUUUCACUUUGCAGCAGUUGUGCGCCAAACGUCAGCAGGGUCCCCCUUCUGUGGCGUCUGGCAACCACGCUCACCUCCACCACCACCACCACCAUCACCACCACCACCACCCUGGCCGGAGGAAAAGUGACAACAAGGCCAGCACUUACGGAACCAAUUACUCCUUUUCCAACUGCACUAAUGGCAACUAUGCGAGCACUUGGACGCCCUGGAAGACGAGGAAUUACAGCCCCGGCGUCCUGGGACUCCACGAGGAGGUGAUGGACUUCUACAACUUCAUGUCUCCGCGGCCAGAGGAGGCCGCCAUGAGGAAGGAGGUGGUCAAGCGAAUAGAGAGGAUCAUCAAGGAGCUGUGGCCCACUGCAGAUGUGCAAAUAUUUGGCAGCUUCAGCACAGGACUGUACCUUCCAACAAGUGACAUUGACCUGGUGGUGUUUGGGAAGUGGGAGCGCCCCCCCCUGCAAGAGUUGGAACAGGCUCUUCGCAAGCACAACGUUGCGGAGCCGUUUUCCAUCAAAGUGCUGGACAAAGCUACUGUGCCAAUCAUCAAGCUCACAGACCAGGAGACUCAGGUGAAAGUGGACAUCAGCUUCAACGUGGAGACGGGCGUCAAGGCGGCAAGCUUCAUUAAAGAUUAUGUCCAGGUGAGACACACGUCAGAGCCACACCAAAUGGAGGAGAGUGGCCGAGAGACUGACCGAUAUGUUUUUCCCUGGGCCGAUACCGAUUGUUAGUAGUCACGGAGGGUGAUAACCUAUAUUUGUAGCCAAAAUUCAUUGACAGUAAUAGUUAUAUAAACAUGAAUAGUCAGUAAACCGCUGGACAAGUCUUGUGGUUUUAACAUUAUUAAUUAGGAAACGUCGGACCAGUAGUGACAUGUUUUAUGCGGCGCUAAUCUUGUGUUUAACUUAGCAGCAAAAAACAUUUGGGGAUUUUACAAACACUUUUAUUAUGUUUGUCUAAGAGGAGCUAAGGAGAAAAAUGUCUUAUAGUUAAGACGUUUUUCAAGCUGGCUGACAUCAUUUCUGUGACAUCCAGGAAGAAAGUACGAGAAUGUGUGAGUUGCUGCCUGCUCCUCUUUACUCAUCU
This is a messenger RNA of Entelurus aequoreus (snake pipefish), 1789 nucleotides long. RefSeq names its product terminal nucleotidyltransferase 4A (gene tent4a). Gene Ontology annotation, molecular function: poly(A) RNA polymerase activity; mRNA binding. The coding region runs from base 244 to 1434 and encodes 396 amino acids. Gene Ontology annotation, biological process: RNA 3'-end processing. The transcript is spliced from 5 exons. NCBI's taxonomy places the organism in Eukaryota, Metazoa, Chordata, Actinopteri, Syngnathiformes, Syngnathidae. The record is from RefSeq and is a predicted model, not a curated record. Gene Ontology annotation, cellular component: TRAMP complex; nucleolus.